AGGUUUCCCACAAUUCGAGGAGAGAGACAAGUCUCCGGAAGAGGUCUACGCCUGCGUCGUCAGUGCAAACGGGAGAAGAAGCACUCUGAAAGAGUCACAGCUAAAACCGCAUUAAGACAAGAUGUCGUCAGGAGGACUGCCCCGCAGAAUCAUUAAGGAGACGCAGCGCCUGCUGCAGGAGCCUGUGCCCGGGAUAAAGGCGGAGCCAGACGAGUACAACGCCCGCUAUUUCCACGUGGUCAUCUCAGGACCCCUGGACUCCCCGUUUGAAGGAGGCAUUUUUAAACUUGAACUUUUUCUCCCGGAAGAAUACCCCAUGGCAGCUCCGAAAGUACGCUUCAUGACCAAAAUAUACCACCCCAACGUAGACAAGCUGGGGAGGAUAUGCCUAGAUAUUUUGAAAGAUAAGUGGUCCCCAGCCCUGCAGAUUCGUACAGUGCUGCUAUCCAUCCAGGCAUUACUAAGCGCUCCCAACCCUGAUGAUCCACUAGCAAACGACGUCGCCGAGCAGUGGAAAACCAACGAAGCUCAAGCCAUAGAGACAGCCCGAACGUGGACCAGGCUUUACGCUGGAAACAACAAUGAAGUGUAGAGAAGCCGGACGCCAUCUCAGCUCCCGCUCUGCUCAGACCUCUUCUUCCGUCAUCUGCAUUAUGAGGACACAGUCUUAGGAAAAAAAAACAACAAACAAAUAAACCAGUAUCAAACAUACACUUCCUCCAUAUGCACACACACACACAUAUAUACACACACACACCACACACACAUACACAUACACACACACACACACACACAUGCACAGGCACACGCGUGAGGAAGAGUCCGCUCCAGACCAUUGGUGAUAUAAAUGCACAUUAGCCAAUCGUUUGUCUUUGUAUUCACUGUUGUAAUGCAUGGGCAGGGGGCCUUCUGUCAGUAGUUUUAACUCGCAUCUAACCAGCAUUGGUCUGUCUCACUGUCUCUGGGGGGGGGGGCGUUGGGUUCAUUUAACCAGCAUUGGUCUGUCUCACUGUCUCUGUGGGGGAGGAGGGGGGGUGGAUCUGAGGGGGCUUUCAUUGGGGGAUGGGUUCCUUUUUACUUUUUCUUUUAAUCUUUUCGUCCUGUGAUGCUCUUGGUUUACAAAACGCCGCUCCUUAGCACCACCUAGACCAUGUGACAAUGAAACCGAGGAACGUUUCCUCCCUGAAGAGUGAGGGCUGUUUAACCCUCUCACCCGUCCCGUGGGGAAAGGGCUGGGGGGGGGGGGGGGAAUGUCCGCAGACUGGCUUUCCAGCGAGGCGCCUAUUUAAAUACAGCAUCCGACUGUGCACUGUCUUGGUUCUUCUGCCCUUGCCCAGUUCUGAGAGUAUUAUGCGUUUAGAGAGAGGUGGUAGAGUCUGCUGGACCUGUGGAACCUCUGGCAGACCAGGUUUGAGUAGCCCUGUCGUAGUUACACUGGAGACGAACUCCAGAGGUUGGCUUUAAAAUAUCAAAAAAGGCAAAAAAAAAUUUUUUUAAAGGAAACUGCAAACUCAGAAGCUGCGAAAGAGGAAAUGACAAAAAGAUGGAAAAAUAAGUGAAGCCACAAAGCCACCGUAGCUUACAGUACCAUCAUCUUCAUCACUCACCCCCUGGCGAUAGGCCGCCACCUUAACGUUGGCUUGUGUGGGGAAAGAAAAAACAAGACACUGUUAAUCUUAUGUUUUAGUUAA
Anguilla rostrata (American eel) is the source of this 1691-nucleotide messenger RNA. Its product is annotated as ubiquitin-conjugating enzyme E2 N-like. Gene Ontology annotation, cellular component: nucleus. The transcript has 4 exons. The coding region runs from base 122 to 592 and encodes 156 amino acids. The record is from RefSeq and is a predicted model, not a curated record. Gene Ontology annotation, biological process: DNA damage tolerance; protein K63-linked ubiquitination. Gene Ontology annotation, molecular function: ubiquitin conjugating enzyme activity. NCBI's taxonomy places the organism in Eukaryota, Metazoa, Chordata, Actinopteri, Anguilliformes, Anguillidae.